Molecule: messenger RNA, 3760 nt
Organism: Dreissena polymorpha
Lineage: Eukaryota; Metazoa; Mollusca; Bivalvia; Myida; Dreissenidae
Product: PDZ domain-containing protein 8-like
Exons: 23
Coding region: 293-3643 (1116 amino acids)
Biological process (GO): mitochondrial calcium ion homeostasis
Cellular component (GO): mitochondria-associated endoplasmic reticulum membrane contact site
Molecular function (GO): protein binding; lipid binding
Source: RefSeq, a predicted model, not a curated record
UAUUAAAGUGCAUUUCACGACAACUGUUGAUUUCGUUUCAAGAAACGGCGACCCCCAAGAAACUAACAUGUCGACUAAACCGAAAAGUUAUUUUCAUUUUGAUGCACACACGUGUGUGAUUGUUUUGUGUUUUAUGUGACUUUGACGAUGCUGCAUAUAGACUAUGCUGAGUGCUGCUUAGGAAAAAUAUAUUGAUAAAAAUAAUUGAAAAGCGACAAUCUUGGUAUUGGAACUCUUCGAAGAUCAUUUACAUAGUUAUUGAAAUGAUUCCAGCAGUAUUUAGCGAGCGUAUAUGAAUGUUGCCAGGAUGUUUUUGGCUGUUAUAAUAGCUUCAUUUGUCGUGGGCGUGGCUGUGACUCUUAUUGGCCAGUGGGUAAUAUUUCGUAAAUGGCUUUCCUACCAGCCAAAACUCUUCCCUCCAUACAAAGACCAGCAUGAGAAGGUUCAACUCCCAAAGAGCUUUUCAGAAAAUUUGUCAGAAUUUCAAGGACUGUCAUCAGGGAGAAAAGAUGGUCUUGUCAACACCGAAAAAAAAAUGAAAGACAAAAGUUUGCUAUUAAAUGUUCUCACACAUUUUUUGUUUGCUGAGCUAAAAGACACUGCCAGAAUUAGAAGAUGGGUAGCAAAGAAGCUGAAUGUAGAAUUUGCAGACAUGCUGGCAUCAAACACUGGCAAGUGGAUGAAUCAAAUUCAGGUGAGAGAUUUUAACCUUGGAAGCAAUUUCCCAACAGUCAAAGACUUUGAGCUGAAAAAAGUUGAGAUGUCCAAUGAUAAAGAUGUAAUACAGAACUUGGACAUUUCUCUCGACAUCCUGUACGACGGUGGCUUUCAGAUAACACUUGACGUAGACGUGAUAUUCGGUGCCUGGGCAUACCUCUCCAUACAUGUCACCCACUUGUCGGGCAGGGCCAGACUGCAACUUUCCAGGAUCCCAUUUACUCAUUGGUCGUUUUCUUUUUAUGAGGAACCUAAAAUGGAAUUCCAAGUUGACUCAAGAUUUAAUGGGAGACCAAUACCACAAAUAUCAUCUUUGAUUGUAAACCAGCUAAAAAGAACCAUCAGAAAAAAGCAUGUUUUACCAGCAUAUAAAAUGAGGUUUAAACCAUUGUUCCUGCCAUGGGAAGAGCCAUCUCUAAAUCCAGAAAUGUGUUUCCGUGGUAGAAAGCUGAGUCAAGGGCAGCUGUCAGUCAAGGUGCUCAAGUGCAGCCGACUGCAGCCAUUACCACCUGACAGCAAGCUGUUUUGUACUGUGUCAGUUGAUAAAGAGAAAAUUGAGGACGUAUGGAAGCACAGCUGGCAAACUCUCACCCUUACCAUUCAACCGAGGGCAAAUGUGCCCCUGGGACUGACUCUCAAAGAGCAAUUCUCUGGAGAGAAGACAGAGAAAAAGCGAGUUGUGACAGACAAAGUCACCCCUGAUAGCCCUGCGGCACAAGCUGGCCUUUGUAAGGGUGACAUCAUUGAGUUCAUAUGCAAUGUGCGGGUCCUGUCAAUUCGCCACGCCACAAAACAGAUGAAGACUGCCACCGAAAAUCUAGUGUUGACCGUCCGACGUAAUAGACGCUUGAAUGACGUGAUUGAUGAAGAGGAGCAGCCAAAUGUGAAUGAGGUCCUAGAUUUUGAGAUUGAAGUAGCAGAAACAAAUGUGGACAGCAAGGAUGAUUCCAGUGAAUUUGUUAACAUUAACUUGAAGGAGUCUUCAAAACCACAAUUCCAGCUGGAGAACCCAAUGCCCCCAAACAAUACCAUGCCAGCUAAAUCUGAAUCUCCAAAACUGAGCAAUAAACUUACCCAAAAGUUGCAGUUGGAAAAGAAGAAACUCUUCAGUCAGAGUAGUGACAGGCCAGAGAGCUUACAUGAAGCGGACAUUGCUAGGGGAAACUCUAGGGAAUCUAUUUAUAGCCAUGAUGACAGCACUGAUGUGAGCAGCCAAUCAUCUGCAAGCAGUCUUCUUAAAGAUGGCUCUCAGUCAGCAAAGUCGUCCCCUCAGAAAAUUACAAAGGAUGGUAAACAGGCCAGGGCUAUGAGUGACACUAACAUUAGCAAGGUAUCAGAUGGGGAUAGUGUCAGCAUAUCCAGUGACAUUGGUAGUUAUGGCAACCAAGCACAGGAUCGCAGGAUAGGAGAGACAGCAACGAGGGAACUCCAGUUUUCAACGGAUCCUGAGUGGGGCGAAGAAUUUGAGUUUGACUGUAACAAGGAGGACCAAUACGUGAAUGUCUGCGUCUGGUGCAGGGUUCAGACCAACAGGAACAGCAAGCCACUCCCAGUCCCUGGUCGGGGGGAGGGCGGGGCUAAACUGACCCCACCCAAUGACGAACUGCCAUUCUACAAUGUGACCACCAAGAUUGGAUAUGCCAGUAUCCUACUGUCUGACGUUGCUGCCAGCUGUCUACUGACUCUACAGGGUGACGCCCAGUAUACUGUUUACCUCAAACCACCGGAGGAAAACAUCACCGCUUCAAGAGCCAAGAUUCCAUACAGCAGUCACCCAGGCUUUGAUCCUACAAUAUGCCAUGGGGACAUAACUCUGUCAUUUGUUCACAAACCAUUUGAAGUAGUUAGUAAAAUGGAGCGAAAAAUUAUUGUCAACAAUGUGUUGAACCCUCCAUUAGAAAGAAUGAGAGCACAAUCCCUUCCAAAAGUGACGAUAGAUGGUCAGCACAGUUUCCAUGUUGGUCAGUUUCCAUCUAACACACACUGUCAGUUUUGUGGCAAAAAGAUCUGGUUCAAGGGUGGACAGCAGUGUUACACAUGCAAGAUGAUAUGUCACAAGAAAUGUGUGGACAAGUGCAAGAUUCAGACCAAAUGUACAGGCGACGGCCCAGUGAUGUCUAGUAAGCCCAGUGAACCCUGGCUGGCCCCUGUACGGAGUGUGGCAAGUGUUGGGGCCAGUCUGGGAGAGUCUGAGAGGAAGGUCAGGGAGGGCAAGUCCCUCAUGGGGUCAGUGCAGGCCAAGGUCAAGGGGCUGAUUACCACCAGGGACCAGCAGUCUCUCCCAAUAAACAUUCCCAAUAAUGCCAUACCCAGCAGACUGACCUCUGGUGGGAGCCCCAGUAGAAGCCCAAAGAGGAGCCCCAGUCAGUUUGAGAGUGCUACAGACGGGCACAUGUCUGGCAUGAGGAGAAACCUGUCCAACAAGUCGCUUGAUGAUAAGGGAGGGUAUGACUCUGAGGAAGACGUGGGAGCCCGCUAUCGAUACCCGAACUUCAAUCUUGACGACAACGUUGUGUUACAGGCCAAGGAGAAAGGAAAGGCACUCUACUCAGACCUGCCCCUGCACGAGCGCAGGCAAACACUUGACAAUAUGAUUACCAAGCUCCAAGGUCAAAUUGAUGAGAACUCUGAGGCUAAAUCUGAAUUGCUGAAGAGCUUGAGUGAAACAUCUGAACUUGAGCAGAGGAGGAACCUUUCCAAAAGACUGGAGAAGUCAGAAGAGAAACUGGAGGCUCUGAUGAUGAUGAUGGUGCACUACUGUGCUGGCAUGCAACACUGCCUAGAUCAAGAGGAGGCCCAUAAAAGGUUGCAGGUCCUGACAUUGGAUACAAUAGAAGACUCAGAAGAUGUUGGGAUAGAGUUUGACAUGCAAGAUGUACCCUUAACCUUAACGGAGUUCUCAAAUAGAGACUCCAAGAUGGAAUGAAUUAUGGGUAAAAGUGAAUUAUGGCUGCCAUCUUUGUUCUCUGAUUUUUUUUGUCAUAUCUGUGAUUCAAUUAAUUGUUUGUUUUCUAUCACACUUGUUACUUGAUAUAAACUUUAG